AUGUCGGGCUCUUUUCUUUACUGUCUUUUCUUUCUUUUAGCGUCCCUUUCAUUCAUUUUUGGCCUCUUACUUUUUCCUACAAUUUGCAUUCAUUCUCUUUUCUUCCUUUCUUAUCAUUUUCCUGUUUCUUCGAAUCUUCCUUUAUUUCGCUUUCCUUUUUCUUUCUUUCCCGCGUUACGUUUUAAUUUUCUCUCUCUUCUCUCUUUCUUUCUCUUUUUUAUUGUAAAGUUAACUUUGCUUUCUGUCUUUCUCCUUAUCAUCGAUUUCUCUAUCAGGAAUUUUUCUUUUUCUUCUUCUUCUUCUUCUCCUUCUUCUUCUGCGUCGUCGUCUUCUUCUUUUUCUUCUUCUCUGUCUUCUUUUUUCCUCUUCCUCGUCGUCGUCGUUUUCUUCGUUUUCUUCUUAGUCUUUUUUCUUCCUCGUCGUCGCCAUCUGUUUCUUCUUCUUCUUCUUCUUCUUCUUCUUCUUCUUCUUCUUCUUCUUCUUCUUUUGUCUUCGAUUUGUUGUUGUUGUUCUUCUUAUUAUUAUUAUUCUUCGUCGUCGUCUUCUUCUUUGUCUUCUUGUUUGUUUUCUUUUUUCUUCUUCCUCGUCGUCAUCGUCUUCGUCUUCGUUUUCUUCUUCUUUGUCUGUUUUCUUCUUCUUCUUCGUCGUCUGUUCCUUCUUAUUUGUCUUCUUCUUCUUCUUCUUCUUCUUCUUCUUCUUCUUCUUUCCAACGUGCUUCUUUCUUUUCACUGCCUUCAAAUAAACAUAUUUGUCCUCAACUACUCUCAGUGGUUAAUUCACAUUCAACAUCUCCACUAUCCUUUUCUCUCUAUUCAUCUUUUCCUCUUCUUCUCCUUCUCCAUCUUCCUCCUCCUCCUUCCUCCUCCUCGUCUCCUUCUUCCUCCUCCUCCUCUCCUUCUUCAUCUAUCUCCUCCUCCUCUCCUUUUUCGUCUUCCUCCUCCUCCUUUUUCUCCUUUCUUCUCCUUUUUCGUCUUCCUCCUCCUCCUCUUCUCCUUUUUCGUCUUCCUCCUCCUCCUCCUCUCCUUUUACGUCUUCCUCCUCCGUUUGUCUAUCUUUUUUUUCCCCUGCUUCUCCAAAUAUUCUCCAUUUACAUCUGUUCUAUCUAUCUAUCUAUCUAUCUAUCUAUGGUUUUGGUUAUAA
This is a messenger RNA of Acanthosepion pharaonis, 1140 nucleotides long. The record is from the annotation of a GenBank genome assembly. NCBI's taxonomy places the organism in Eukaryota, Metazoa, Mollusca, Cephalopoda, Sepiida, Sepiidae.